Molecule: messenger RNA, 1449 nt
Organism: Seminavis robusta
Lineage: Eukaryota; Bacillariophyta; Bacillariophyceae; Naviculales; Naviculaceae
Source: the annotation of a GenBank genome assembly
AUGAAUCAAUCGAACAUUCGAACCGUAAACGCUGCAUGCCAUGAAGAGGACAACGGCAAAAUCAGCUCCGACCAACGGACGAUACCAUCCGAAGAUACCCUGCCUCCCACGAUGGAAGAGCCUGUCCAGGAAGCGAUUGAAAAUGAGAAGGAAGAACAAAGCAAAGAUACUCCACAACAAUCACCUCCUUCCCCCCUUGAGAAGCUACAAGACCGGAUACCCCGAAUCUACUUUGUCACGUUCCAACUGAUGAUCCCAUUGCUACUACUCAUUGCCUUGGCCUUUUUAUUUGGUUGGUUAUUGGCCGCGGCCGAGAUGCCCGCUGAAAUUGAGAGCAAUGAUGCCGUGAUACGGCAAGCGUUUCUGGAUUUUUACGAAUAUGGCGAGCUGCGACGAGCCGUGGCAUCCCGAUAUGCCUCUGUUUCCUCCCAAUGCCGCGAGCAAAUCUCGUUUUGGAAUACCACUUUGGCCAUGAUUCAACAAGCCGUGGAAAACUUGACCAGUACCAACGCUUACACGCAAUAUCAAAACUGUGUCCAAGAGGGAGCUGUGAACGAAUUCAACCAGCAAGCAAUCGUUCCAUUUCUUUUCAAUUCCACCAAUCCAGAUGAUUUGACGUUUAAUUGGAUGAAAUGUGAAGCGAGUGACGAGUCAGACGACGCCUUUUUCUAUCUCAAUCAACUUGGCCUCAACACAGAAAGCUCACAUGAUGAACAAAGCUUGGUAUUCAUCAAUGACCUGGGUCGGCAAUUCGAAUACCAGGCCGAGCUUGCAGGCUACCGACUCGAAGAAGUCUACACCAAUUCGACCCUCUUUGUAGAGUUCAUCAACAAGGCGUCAGGGGGCGAUCGCUGCAAAGUCCAUGUGGCGGGUGGUGCCUUGUUCUGGUUUACAGUCAUGACUACAAUAGGGUACGGGAACACAGCGCCGGCAACCGUGGCAGGUCGUAGUCUCGUUUACACCGGGGGCUUUGUCACUAUCAUUGCAUUUAUCGCCCUCAACAACUCGGGUUCCGCUGUAUGGAAGCUAUUGGCGGAAGACAUUUUUCUCAGAUACAAGCUGCCUUACUUGAUGCAAGGCCCCAUAUGUUGCCUGUUUUGGCUCUGCAUGACGAUCCUGUGGAUGCUGAUUCUUGCUCUUUCCGUCCAAACAUACCACAAUCACCGUUUGGGAGAUCCAGGACCAGCCGACUUUCCUCUUAGUGAGGCAUUCUGGUUCAGCUACAUAACAACAACCACUGUCGGACUUGGAGAUGUAUAUUUGGCUCACGAAGAGUUUCAGUCAAGCGACAUGUUUUUCAUCCCUUUAAUGGUCUUGGUUGGCUUCAAUUUUGUGGGAAUCUUUGCAGAAAAGAUGAUUGAUUUGUAUAAUAACUACUUUCCAAAGAGAGAUAGGUUUGGCGAUAUCUUGGAAAGAAAGAGGCAAGAAGACAUGAUGAGAGAAAGGUGA